AUGCUGGGGAAAACCGGAGAAGGGAAGAGUGCCACAGGAAACACCAUAGUGGGAAAUGAAGUGUUCCAGUCGGUGGCGUGUCCGUCUUCCUGGACAGUCGAUUGUAAGAAGGCUGAUGCAGAGGUCUUAGGCCGAAAGGUUACAGUAGUUGACACGCCGGGGCUGUUUGACACCAAUUUCCAGGAGAAGAAAGUUUUGGAGAAAAUUGAAACAUGCAUCUCUUUGAGUGCUCCGGGUCCUCAUGUCUUUCUGGUGGUUAAGAAGCUUGGAAGAUUCACCAAGGAGGAGGAAGAAACCAUGAAGAUUAUUCUGAAGAUGUUUGGUUCUGAGGCUGCCCGAUAUUCAUUGCUGUUGUUCACACAUGGAGACAAACUGAAGAAACAAACUAUUGAGGAGUUUAUUUCAAAGAGUUCAGCCCUCGAAGAGUUUGUCAUGGCUUUUUCCGGUAGAUAUCAUGUCUUCAACAACGAAGUGGCAAGUGAGGAACAAGUCCGCCAGCUGCUGGAGAAAAUUGAUCAGAUGGUUCAGGAGAACCAUGGCAAACACUACACCAAAUGGAUGUUUAGGAGAGCAAAACAGGCCUCAAAGAGGAGCGAACGAAGAGCUUUGGAGAUGCAGAAGAAAAAUGAGAUGGAGAGGAAGAACACGUUGAAGAUGGAGGUGGAUCAGGAGAUGAUGGCAUCGGGUCGAAAGAAGAAACCCAACAAGUGUCGUGUGCAGUGA
Messenger RNA from Poecilia latipinna (sailfin molly), 723 nucleotides. RefSeq names its product GTPase IMAP family member 4-like. The record is from RefSeq and is a predicted model, not a curated record. The transcript has a single exon. Gene Ontology annotation, molecular function: GTP binding. The coding region runs from base 1 to 723 and encodes 240 amino acids. Lineage: Eukaryota; Metazoa; Chordata; Actinopteri; Cyprinodontiformes; Poeciliidae.